UGUGACCGGAUUAAAAACCUUCCAGUGAUUUAGUUUUGUUCCUCUGAACUCUGAUGAAGAGUGAAAUGAUUUCACCCUCUCACAGACAGAUGUGAUGGUGAUGGAGAGGCCGCUCUGUGAACCGUUUCUUCUUCAUUCCUCGGAUGUUUAAAUUGAUGAAUUAGUGUAAAAUGCUGCGGGUGAAGUGAAUAAGAUGAAGAGGAGGAGGCAGAAACCUGUCGUCUGAUCGUCGGAUAGCUGCCGCUGCCGCUGCCGGAGAUGGAGCCGCUUUUAUUUUCCCGGAGGCGAGACACGCGAGCGGUGGAUGAAUAUCUGGGCGGUUUCAGGGCGAUCUCCGGGCUUUGCUUUGAGCUCAAUGACAGGGGCGUCUGACGAGGGACCGGUGGAGAGGGAUGGAGCAUGCCAGUGUCGUCUACGGAGAGCUGUUGAACAUCUCCACAAACUACACCCAUGGCAAUGUCACGUCGAAAGAGGAGGAGAAGGACAGUAACAUGGCUCUCCAGUGGGGUCUGGCCGUGACCUUAACCCUCAUAACUUUGGCCACGACGCUUUCCAACGCGUUCGUCAUCGCCACCAUUUACCAGUCCCGAAAGCUGCACACCCCGGCGAACUUUCUGAUCGCCUCCCUGGCCGUCACGGACCUGCUGGUGUCCAUUUUGGUGAUGCCCAUCAGCGCGCUGUACACGGUCAGCCAAACCUGGACUCUGGGGCAGGUGGUGUGCGACAUCUGGCUGUCCUCGGACAUAACCUGCUGCACGGCGUCCAUCCUCCACCUGUGCGUAAUCGCGCUGGACCGCUACUGGGCCAUCACGGACGCGGUGGAGUACACCAAGAAGCGCACGAUGGGGCGCGCCGCCGGCAUGAUCGCCACCGCCUGGGUGAUCGCCAUCUCCAUCUCCCUGCCGCCUUUCUUCUGGCGCCAGGUGAAGGCGGAGGAGGUGACGAGCUGCAACGUGAACACCGACCACAUCUUCUACACCAUCUACUCCACCUUCGGCGCGUUCUACAUCCCCACGCUGCUGCUCAUCGCCCUGUACGGGAGGAUUUACGUGGAGGCACGGAAGCGCAUCCUGAAGCAGUCGCACAACAAGCCGGGGAAGAGGCUCACCUCGGCGCACCUGAUCACCAACUCCCCCGGCUCCGUGGCGUCCACGACCUCGCUGAACUACGGGACGAACGACGCCUCCUCCUGCGACACUACCUCGUCCGCCAACGUGCAAGUCAAAGUCACUGUGUCCGACGCGCUGCUGGAGAAGAAGCGCAUCUCCGCAGCCAGAGAGAGGAAGGCGACCAAAACUUUGGGAAUAAUCCUGGGAGCCUACAUCAUCUGCUGGCUCCCGUUUUUCAUCUACACCCUUCUAGUGCCUGUCUGCGAGUCCUGCUUCCACCCGGAGCUAUUUGACAUUUUCACCUGGCUGGGUUACCUCAACUCUCUAAUCAACCCCAUCAUUUACACCAUGUCCAACGAGGACUUCAAGCAGGCUUUCCACAAACUAAUAAGGUUCAGAUGCUUCGGGGCAUGAGCGACGACCACCAGCCAUGAUUACCCCCCCCCCCCCAAAUCCUCUAAUCAUCUGUGUACAAUUGAAUCAAACCCAUCAGCCACAGAUAUUUCCCUCCCCAGGUUUGCCCCCCUGAGGACAAGAUAUCCAAACACCCACAUUGUUUAUGAUAAUGUGGCUGCAGAGAUGCAUUGACCUGCCAUCCAGUCUGCAUCGUGUCAUCAUGUGAUGGCAGAAGAACGGCUGCUAUUAACAAGACCAUUGGAAUAAAAAAAGAGAAACAGCCUGGUGAGGAUGUUGGAAGCUGCAGACUGGUUUGCAGGUGAUAAUGUUGUUAUAAUGACUUGGAGAAA
Molecule: messenger RNA, 1855 nt
Organism: Anarrhichthys ocellatus (wolf-eel)
Lineage: Eukaryota; Metazoa; Chordata; Actinopteri; Perciformes; Anarhichadidae
Product: 5-hydroxytryptamine receptor 1B-like
Exons: 1
Coding region: 393-1523 (376 amino acids)
Biological process (GO): regulation of behavior; bone remodeling; adenylate cyclase-activating adrenergic receptor signaling pathway
Cellular component (GO): plasma membrane
Molecular function (GO): G protein-coupled serotonin receptor activity
Source: RefSeq, a predicted model, not a curated record